AUGUCCUACUACGACAGUCCCCAAUGGGCCGGCCCCAACAGCCAGCAGGGUAGCAGCAACUGGGAACCCCAGGGUGCCACGACACCCACGCGCGCAGGCGCCAGUGCUCCCCAGCCUCAAGACGACUACGCCUUUUCGUACCAGUUUGAUGAGGUUGACCGGGCCUACGAAAACCUCCAAAAGUCCGGCAAGGGCUUCAUGGCUGGUGGCCGCCGCAAGUUCUCGCCGAUGCACCACGGACCCGGUUCGGCUCGAAGCACGCCCGACUUCGAAGGACGCAUGUCAUCGCAUGGACCUAGCUCGCGCCCGCACUCGAACCACUUUGACGGUCCGCCUGGCCCACCCGGCCGUGACCUGAACAACUUUUACGCGUCGCAGCGUCACCAGCCCUCGCGUGGCUCGAACGAGGCAGAACAGGUCAUGCAGGCGAAGCGUAGGAUGGCGGCGCAGCGUGAGCGUGAGCUGCGCAACCUGCACACGGAGCAGCAGUACCAACGAAAUGCAAUAACAGAUGCCUCGCCGGCUCCUAGUGCCAGUGUAGGCAACAGCAACAACAACAACAACAACAAUAGCAGCAGCAGCAGCGGCGGUAACAACACCAACACCAAUAACAACAACGCCAACCAGCAGCCGCAGCAGAAGCAAAUGUCGGAGGAGGAGACCCGUGAGCUGAUAGCUCGCCAGCGCAGCGCACUAUACGGCGAAGGACCAUUUGCCGACAAGAGCACAUAUGUCGACGAGAACGGACAGAUCCGCACAGGUGCUCCCGGCCCUAGCGGACCCGGCAGCCUGCGCGGCGCCUCCCCCUUUGACAACAACGGCCGCAUCGGCGACAUUGGCACGCCCGGGUCCGGGGCUGAUCCCAAGUCGGCAGCGGCUGACCCAAGCCCCCGUCCUUCCGGCACCGCCAGUCCAAACGCCCCCGGCCCUACCAACAGGGUCUUUGACAAUGCUGUCGGCCCUCAUAGCCGCACCAGCACUUCGAGCCCAACUGGUGCCUCGCCGUCUCAUGACCUUGCACCUGGCUCGAAGCCUGCUGUGGCGCCCAUAGGAACUCGCCCCUCUGGCACACCGACGAAUGCGCAGGGCAACCAGAACGCGCAAAACAACCGCUCCACCACUCCCAUGGGCUCCUCUGGCGGAUGGGGACGUGGCGGCGGCAGUGUCUGGGGGCAGUCCGGCCUGGGCACCCAGGCGAGCGUAUGGGGCUAG
Messenger RNA from Emericellopsis cladophorae, 1212 nucleotides. RefSeq lists its product as uncharacterized. The record is from RefSeq and is a predicted model, not a curated record. The transcript has 5 exons. The coding region runs from base 1 to 1212 and encodes 403 amino acids. NCBI's taxonomy places the organism in Eukaryota, Fungi, Ascomycota, Sordariomycetes, Hypocreales, Bionectriaceae.